Messenger RNA from Planococcus citri (citrus mealybug), 2095 nucleotides. RefSeq names its product putative fatty acyl-CoA reductase CG5065. Gene Ontology annotation, molecular function: alcohol-forming very long-chain fatty acyl-CoA reductase (NADP+) activity. The coding region runs from base 434 to 2047 and encodes 537 amino acids. Gene Ontology annotation, cellular component: peroxisome. Gene Ontology annotation, biological process: long-chain fatty-acyl-CoA metabolic process. The transcript has 8 exons. Lineage: Eukaryota; Metazoa; Arthropoda; Insecta; Hemiptera; Pseudococcidae. The record is from RefSeq and is a predicted model, not a curated record.
ACUACUGGUGAAGAGGGCAAUAAAACAAUAACAACGACGGAACUCUCUCCACCACUUUUUCGUAUUACUCGCGUCGUCGUUAUCGCUUUCUUCGUCGAGGUUCAAGCCUAAGAGGUAGUUCUUCGACCAAUGAUUUUCAUUAUGUGAGCAAGCUUAUCAAAUUACUUCGGUAGUCCUUUUUCGCCGCUGUGCCGUCGCCGAUUUUUUUUUCUCACCAAUUAUUAAUUCUUCUAUUACGCGAUUUUAUUAGUUGACGAAUUUCGUUCGCGGAGAGAGUGUUUAUUAUUAUUCGUCGAAACUCGCAUAUUUUCAUGAUUUAUUCAUAGUUAUUAUUUUUCGCGGGAUGAACGCCGAAAAUGGUUGAUUUCGAGUACUUUCCAGUCCGAAGAUAACACGUUAUGGAAAUUCGAACAAAAUUGAAAAAUAAAUUAAAAUGAACGCCAAUACGACGAAUCGUAAAUACGGUGACAUUAAUCGGAACACGUCAUGGAAGUAUUGCAGCAACAACAACAAUAAUAAUAUUAACAAUAAUAAUAAUAAUUUAUCGACCGUAAACAACAAUACUCUACUCUCGGCUAACGAGCAGAGUGAAAUAAUUCGAUUUUACGAUGAAGGAAAAGUUCUCAUCACAGGCAGUACCGGAUUCAUCGGUAAAGCUUUGACUGAAAAGUUGCUCAGGACUUGCGUCACCGUAUCCACCAUAUAUUUAUUAAUAAGGCCGAAGAAAGGUCAAAGCUGCGAAGAAAGAUGUAACGAUUUGCUACAGAAUCCUGUCUUUGAUCGUAUUCGAGCCGAAGAAUGUUCCGAAAAAAUACUUUCCAAGGUCGUUUGCAUCGCUGGAGAUGUAACCGAACCAGAUUUAGGAAUGUCCGAAGAGAAUAAGAAUAAGCUUUUGGAAGAAGUGACCAUAGUGUUUCAUUCGGCAGCUACAGUCAAGUUCAACGAAAGCUUAGAUACUGCGGUAACGCUCAAUACUUUGGGCACCCAAAGGGUGUUACUGUUUUGUAAACAAAUGAAAAAUUUAAAAGCUUUAAUUCAUGUUUCUACCGCUUACUCGAAUGCUGACAAAGAGGAAAUUUCAGAAACAGUGUAUCCGAUUCCGGUGAAUAUUUUUGGUGAAAUUAAACCCAACGAAAUGCUAUCAGAAGAAUUACUCAAAAAAAUUGGACGUAAAUUACAAAGAAAGCAUCCUAAUACUUAUACGGUUACGAAAGCUAUGGCUGAAUGGGUCGUCGCAGAAUACUCAGAUGAUAUCGCCGCUGCCAUUGUUAGACCGAGUAUAGUGACAGCAGCCUGGCGAGAACCUUUCGAAGGAUGGGUCGACAACGUCAGCGGUAUUACCGGUAUAAUGAUGGAAAUUGGAAGAGGAACUAUACGUAGUAUUAUAUGUGAUCAACGAUUAGUAGUGGACGUAAUUCCAGUAGACUUCGUAAUAAAUACUUUGAUUGCUGCUGCCUGGCAUACUGCUACUUUCAGGACAAACGCAAUAAAAGUGUACAACUGUACGUCAGGUACAUUGAAUCCUCUAAGUUGGGAAGAACUAGGAGCUCUGACUCAACGCCAUUCGUUAUCUGUGCCAUCGAAAUAUAUCCAGUGGUAUCCAGGAUUUGCAUUUCGUACAAAUCGUUUCAUACAUUUACUCAGUGAAAUGAUGUUUCACUUUUUCCCCGCUUUCUUACUGGAUACAGUUUUACGCUUAAGUGGAUCUAAACCAAUGAUGUUGAAAAUCUACAAUAGAUUUAAAUUAGCUGCCAAAACGGGCGAAUUUUUCGCUCUCCAUCAAUGGAACUUCGCCAAUGGAAAUGUACAAAUUCUUCAACAGGAAAUGCUCAGCGUUGUCGAUCAAGAUAUUUUCAACGUCGAUAUUUCAACGUUAAACUGGGACGUGUAUAUUAAAAACUACAUGCUAGGUAUUCGUAAAUACGUGCUCAAAGAUCCUGUCGAAACAAUACCAAGUGCCAAGAAGAAAUUACAAAGGUUGUAUUGGGCGCAUAAAGUUCUGCAAGUCAUGACAGGAAUUGUUCUUCUUAAACUUUUAAGAAAUUAAAUUUUCAAUUUCAUUCUGAUUUUCAAUAUAAUUGUAGAGAAUUUGUAA